Messenger RNA from Prunus dulcis (almond), 2822 nucleotides. Its product is annotated as protein KINESIN LIGHT CHAIN-RELATED 2. The transcript has 3 exons. Gene Ontology annotation, molecular function: protein binding. NCBI's taxonomy places the organism in Eukaryota, Viridiplantae, Streptophyta, Magnoliopsida, Rosales, Rosaceae. Bases 358 to 2517 code for a protein of 719 amino acids. The record is from RefSeq and is a predicted model, not a curated record.
AAUAAAAAUCAGAGAGAGAGAAAGAGAAGAGUGGGAGGGAGGUCGCCUUCCUCAUUGCUUCAACAUUCCAACUCUUCUGCAACCCCACACCUAAGACUAAAUAUACACUUAUAUAUAUUAUCUAUAUAUAUUUAUUUCUCAAUUACCCAAUUUGCCCCUGACCGUUCUUCCAUUGUCUCUCUGCCUCUUCGUCUUCUUCUACCCCUCAAACUUGUAUAUAUAUUUAAGAAAACAGAGACACAUCAUCAGCUCGUCUGUGUGUCUAUCUGUAACAUAAAACCCACAGAGGAGCCUCAAGCUUUGCCAUUCUCUCAGCUUCGCUUCUCUCACAAUAAUAUUCAAAGCAAGCACAAAGCAAUGCCUGGAUUGGCUAUGGAUGCACCGAAUGAGUACAGUGAAGUAGAUGAACCCAAUGGAGACUAUGCGCCUCAAAAGGAAAGCUAUAGUCAGCAAGGCUCUCCAAGAAGUCCAUUGAGUCCUCAAAGUCCUCAGAGUGGCUCCAUUGGUCUGGCUAUGGAUGGUGGGAUUGACACCUCUAUUGAGCAGUUGUAUCACAAUGUCUGUGAGAUGCAGAGCUCUGAUCAAUCUCCAUCCAGGGCUAGCUUUGGAUCAUUCGGUGCGGAGUCGAGGAUCGAUUCCGAAUUGAACCAUCUUGUUGGAUAUGUUCAUGAGCAUUUGGAGAUACGAAAAGAGGUUGUGAUAGAAACUAAAGAGGCGGGUACUGGUAGUGACUCAACACCUGAGAAAGCAAUUGUGUCUGCUGCUAAAAAGUCCCCAACAACAAGGGUAAAGACACCGUCUGCAAAAUCAAGUCCUAAGAGCAAAUCUCCACAUGAUAAGCCUCCGCUUGAUAAGAGGUAUGAGAAGAAUCCGAAAAAAUCCAAUGCAGUAUUCUCAAAGAACAAGCAGAGAAGUUUUGCUUUACAUGGGGUAAGGUUUCAGAAUGGAGUCGGGGAUCCUCUUGAGGCGGGAAUGGAUAACCCUGACCUUGGCCCGUUCUUGCUUAAACAAGCAAGGGAUUUGAUUGGUUCUGGUGAAAAUCCCCAGAAAGCGCUUGAGUUAGCUCUCCGGGCAGUGAAAUCGUUUGAGAAGUGUACAAAGGAGAAACCCAGUUUAGAGUUGGUCAUGUGUUUGCAUGUUUUGGCAGCAAUCUAUUGCAGCUUAGGCCAGUAUAAUGAGGCAAUUCCAGUUCUUGAGCGUGCCAUUGAUAUUCCAGCUAUAGAGGAUGGCCAAGACCACGCACUAGCCAAGUUUGCAGGGUGCAUGCAAUUAGGUGAUAUUUAUGCAAUGACUGGUCAGAUUGAGAAUUCAAUACUGUUCUAUACAGCAGGUAUGGAAAUACAAAGGCAAGUCCUGGGAGAAACAGACCCUCGUCUUGGUGAGACAUGUCGGUAUGUAGCAGAGGCCCAUGUUCAAGCAUUGCAAUUUGAUGAGGCCGAGAAGCUCUGCCAGAUGGCUCUUGAAAUUCACAGGGAGAAUGGUUCCCCUGCUUCCCUUGAAGAAGCAGCAGAUAGAAGACUCAUGGGACUUAUUUGUGACUCAAAAGGAGACUAUGAAGCUGCUCUUGAGCAUUAUGUUUUAGCAGGCAUGUCCAUGUCUGCCAAUGACCAGGAAGUAGAUGCUGCUUCAAUUGAUUGCAGCAUUGGAGACGCUUACCUAUCCUUGGCUCGGUAUGAUGAGGCAGUGUUUUCUUACCAGAAAGCACUCACUGUGUUUAAGACAACUAAAGGAGAGAGUCAUCCAGCAGUAGCUUCUGUUUAUGUUCGUUUAGCUGAUCUGUACAACAAGAUAGGAAAGUUUAAGGAAUCAAAGUCGUACUGUGAAAAUGCACAUCGAAUUUAUGGGAAGCCCAAUCCUGGCACCCCCUCAGAAGAGAUUGCCAGUGGUCUUAUUGAUGUUUCUGCUAUCUAUCAAUCUAUGAAUGAUUUGGAGCAAGCCCUGAAGUUACUCAAGAAGGCUUUGAAAAUCUUUGGUGACGGCCCUGGCCACCAAAGCACAACUGCAGGAAUUGAGGCUCAGAUGGGGGUCAUGUACUAUAUGAUGGGAAAUUAUUCUGAUUCUUAUGACACCUUCAAGAGUUCCAUAUCAAAGUUUAGGGCCACUGGAGAGAAGAAAUCUGCCUUGUUUGGUAUUGCACUCAACCAAAUGGGUCUAGUCUGUGUUCAGCGUUAUUCAAUAAAUGAGGCUGCAGACCUGUUUGAAGAAGCAAGGAAUAUCUUAGAAAAGGAGUAUGGGCCAUAUCACCCUGAUACAUUAGGGGUGUAUAGUAAUUUGGCUGGCACAUAUGAUGCAAUGGGAAGAUUGGAUGAUGCCAUUGAAAUUCUGGAAUAUGUUGUUGGCAUGAGAGAAGAGAAACUUGGAACGGCAAAUCCUGAUGUGGCCGAUGAGAAGCGGAGGUUGGCUGAGUUGUUGAAAGAAGCAGGCAGGGUUCGGAGCAGGAAACCCAGAUCAUUAGAGACUCUUCUUGACACUGCCAACUCCAGAAUCAUAGAAAAUGACAUCAUUGAGGUAUUAUGAUGCAAUCAAGUAUAUAGGCUCGUAUAUGUAAAGGAUGUCCUAGUAGAGGUUUAGUUGGUUUGCGAUUGUUAGGUGGUCUUGGAAAUUUUUAAAGAAUAAGUGAAUGACAGCAGGAAAGAGAUUCUGGUAUGAGUUUAAUAAUUCCAAUAUUUGUAAGUGUCAAAAGAAAAAGGUUUGCUUGUUAUUGCUUCAAUUGUUUCUAGACGUGAUAAAAUUCCUUUGUCAGAUUCUUCUUUGUAUGUCUCAAUGUCAAUACUCAAUAAAGAAUUGGUGGAGCAUCAUUUUCUUUUGUUGGUGCACCGAAA